Molecule: messenger RNA, 5459 nt
Organism: Elgaria multicarinata webbii
Lineage: Eukaryota; Metazoa; Chordata; Lepidosauria; Squamata; Anguidae
Gene: ZNF831
Product: zinc finger protein 831
Exons: 6
Coding region: 5-5434 (1809 amino acids)
Source: RefSeq, a predicted model, not a curated record
AGGCAUGGAGGCACAGAGACUUCCUUGUCCCCUGGUCUCACUUGAUGAUCAACCACUUCAGCUGUCUUGCCUUCAGGCUGUACCAGCGGCAUCACAUCUCUCAGUAAACCCGGUGGUUCUCCAGCCAGAACAAGCACCCUCUCAGACUAUAUACCUGAAAACUUUUACCCUGCCACUUUAUCAAUCCAAUGUGUCAGAAUGCCGUCAGCCAAAUCACAAGCUACCCACAGGCCAAACCAAUAUCAGCUUGGAUAGCACUCGUAUACCUUUAAUCGUAAACCCUCAUUUACAUUCAGAGCGAACGGAUCAACUUCAGGCAAUCAUUCAGAAGCAGCCUGGGACAAUAAACAUAGUUAGUGGCUUACCAGUUUUGCCACAAAAUUCUUCUCUAUAUACACCACUUGGAAGCCCAGGGAAAUCCAAAAGUGCUGGGAAGUACCUCUGUAAACACUGUGGGCGUGAUUGCUUGAAGCCAAGUGUUCUUGAGAAACACAUGCGUUCACAUACAGGUGAGAGGCCUUUCCCGUGUACAACAUGUGGCACUGCAUUUAAAACCCAAAGCAAUCUGUAUAAACACAGGAGAACCCAAACUCAUGUCAACAAUGCCAGGCUGCCCUCAGAGCCUGACAGUAGUAGCCCAUUAGAAGAAAAUGAGAAGGUGACUGAGAGUGUUGAAUCCCCCCAGAGAACAAAAGCCAAUGAUGGAAGCUGUGACCACCCAAGGACAAUGAUUAAACAAGCUAAUUCAGAGUCUACUUCUGUAGUAACCAAUGAGAAGCAUCCUCUUGACGCUUCACUGCCAGCAAUGAAUGCUUCACUCCUUAUAUCUGAAAGCCAGUGGGUGACAACAGACAACUCCUAUCAUGGAGGAGCAAAUCAGAGUUUACUAGAGACAGAGACCACAAAGGAUUCAGCAAAUCUGCUCCAGAGAAGGAAGAUCCAGGAGCAAAUUUCCCCAACAGUAAGUAAGCACAGUCAGCUACAGAGGCAGCAAGCCACGUAUUCGGAGAAGCUAUGGGACAGCAGAUCUCCAGAUUACAAGCUGAAGAAGUGUGAGAGCACAGACUCAGGUUAUCUGUCACGCUCUGAUAGCGUGGAGCAGCAGAUGCUGUCUCCCGGCCCCCUGCAUAGUCUUUGUGAACACAGCACAGAAUCAGAAAGUGAUACAGGCAUUAGCAAUCUCAGGUGCUCUGCAGGAAAUAGUUCAAAAGUAGAUUCAGCUGGGAAAGCAACAGGAGCCUUAACUUUAGAGAAAAAGAAGUUGGAAGAACAUAUCUCAAAACUGAUCUCUCAUAAUAAAGCUGUGGUGGACGACACACAAUUGGACAAUGUAAGACCCAGGAAAACAAUCCUGUCUAAGCAGGGCAGCAUUGAUUUGCCAAUGCCUUAUACAUAUAAAGAUUCGUUCCAUUUUGACAUACGGCCUCCUGACCUAAACAGGAAAAAGAAUCUUUCGCUGUUCUCAGCCAAGUCCAUCUUCACACCCAUGGAAAAACCCAAACCACUGUUUUUUCACUCAGUUCCCACUCAGUUCUCAACAACAAUAGACUGUAUUCCUGUAACCAGAAGUAACUCUCUGCCGUUUAUUGAGGGUACAAAGAGGAUACAGGACCGAGUGGAUAGCUCAAAAUAUCCUUCUUUCAGUAGAAUCUCGCCGAAUACAAGUUUUUCUGGUUUGUUGCAUAGCAACAACUUUGCUGCAAGUAUGACAGAUAUCCCGAACAGUCAUCCCCGAGCACUUGUCAGACAGGUGGCGGUAGAUGACUUGCCGUUGAGUCACGUGACUGAAUCUUCACCUUCUUUGGAAGAGAUGAAAGGCACCAAAAAGCUUGGAACUGGAGGGGAAGGAGCAAACACAAAAUAUAAGAAACCCAACCAAAGAAAAUUAAAAAUGUUUUCUCAGGAAAAAUGGCAGGUCUAUGGGGAUGAGACGUUUAAGAAAAUCUACCAGAAAAUGAAAAGUAAUCAAACGGCCAAGAAACAAAAGGGAAAUAAGGGAACAGACAUUUCAGACUUUCAUUCGGAUACCAAGGAAACAGCUAGUCAUGAGGGACUUAGCCUGCCAAGAGAUGGCAAAAGCCCAACAAUUAGAAAUCUGGUUUCAUCGCCAGUAGCCAUUUCAGCCAAACAAAAUACUAAAGAGCCAGAAAGCUGUUCCAUUGGUAGUCCUAUAUUGCAGCGUGCUUCUUCACAAGAGAAUUCAAGUAGCUAUGCAGAAUCAAUGGAAACGUCAUUUUCAGUCGGUGGCCGUGAACACAGCGGAGCGACUGAAACAUUUCUUGUACAUGGAUGCAGAGAGUUGUGCGUUUCAAAGCAAGACCCGACUGGCAGCGACCAGGUCCUGUCUUUCAGUACUGAUUCUGAAUUGAGAUUAAAACUUCAGCAGGCUACAGACCAGGAUAGUGCCACAGUAAACAUCACUAGCCACAGUGAUAAUGGCUCAGAAGAGACAUGUGUACAAGGGGAGUUUAUUAAGUGUUUACCACUAAAUGAGGUUGUUUCAAGCAACAAAGGAGAAGAUACCAGUGGGAAGGAAAGUUUCCAACUUGCACUGGUGGCUUUACCGCCACACCAUUGCAACAGCAGUGAGCCCGUGCAGACACCCCAAAAGUUACCCUCCGAAAGAAAAAAGCUAAAAGUGGAUAAAGUGAAGAGCAAAGAAAAUGCAACCUUAAAAACCAGUCUUGGUCCCAGUAGCUCAGCAGAGAGAAUUGUGAAAUUGCUAGACUGUUACACAGUUAUUGAUAAGGAUGCUCCGGAAUCAAUAGAUCACUCAGUUAAAGGUGAAAACCAGACAGCAGUGGUAGGAGCAAAUGCAUCAAGUACCAGCAUGGAAUAUGAAGAAGCAGUCCAGCCUACUGUAAUGACCUCUAAUAAUAAGAAUUAUGUUGCUGGUCUUACUGAUACAGCAAGUGGAUCAGCAGUUUCUUUUUCUGAGCACAGGACUGAGGGAACAAAGGAAUACACUUGUAAUUCAUUUGUUUUACAAAGGCUGACCCAAAAACCAUGCCCCACAAUAAUGGAGAAAGAAAUGUCAUCAAAGAGUGGAGACAUGGCAACAGUACCUACCCCCACUCAUCUAGCAUUUGAUCAAGUAACUCCUCAUCUAAAGAAAAAUGACUUUCUCCCAAAAUAUAUCCUGAAAUAUUCACAAGAAGGGAAUAGUACAAUCAUGCCAUUGAUUCUUGCCGGAGAGCCAGAGAAUAAGCCCUGUGUAUCACUGCCAGGCACUUUGACCGACUCACCUUGUUCUGCCAGUAACACUAGGUCCGUUGCAAGUCCUUCAGACACAUGUUUGUGUCCUUUGCAACUGGAAUGGAGUCAUCCAACCAGAGCAGAAGAGCUAAAAUGGGAUGCGCGUACAACCUGGAAAUCUCUGGUCGCUUGUCCACCAGCUAUCCUAGAAACAACCAGCAUUACAACCAGCUGUCAUCUUCAAAGUGCCAGGCAACAUGAGAAGAUGAAAAGUAUGUGGAAAGGAGCACCUAAUAGAGACAGUUUAGGAGAUCAAAAGUCAGCACAGGAAGGGCAUGGACACACGAUUGUUUGUACAUCACACACUCCAGGGAAGAAACUAUGUUUUACAACUAUGUAUACAGGCGGGUUUUUCAUAUCUUCAGACAUGACUGGGCGGAGUUCGGCCCUACAGUUAAUACACUCAGGGAACAGCUCAGUAAUAUCAGUUUCUUCAUUGGUUGAAAGGACUGUUUUAUGCAGAAAUACUGAGGAGGAACUCAAGGAAUGGCAGUCAGAUGUUAAUUCUUUUCCAGGAUUUCAGGGCCUGCCCACCUGUUCGGUGGGUAAUUCCAAAAGUAUUUGCCAUUCCUCCGACAAGCUUUAUUGCCAUGUCCUCUGCACUCAAGAAAAGGAAGUGCACAUUCUGCCCCAAUUAAGUGUAGUUUCUCAUGUAGGAAACUCAAAAGUCCCAAAGAUGCAUAUAUCCUUCCCAACACUAAACGUUGAGCCUCAGUUGACUUGGUGUUGCUUAAACAGAAACCUCCCUCUUCCAGUUGAGCAGAAGGAGAUAAAAGAUUCUGCUUAUUCUGCCUUGCAUACUGCUAAGCAUGAAAACGUCGUUUCCAAAUGUACCCUGUCCUUUUGCAAAAUGAAAAACACCAGGAAGGCUUCUAGCAAAGGCUUGACAACUAGAACUCCCGAAAUACCAACCUCUUCUUUUCCACAGAGGCAGCAGAUAGAGAAGGUAAUGUCUUUACUCCUCAGGAAGAGAACCGACCAUUUGUACUUUUCAACACCUGGAGUUGACGGGCUGUUUAAAAACGUACCAGAGCCAGAAAAAGCAAAAGAAAACCUUCUCAAAAUGAGAGGACUCACAACAAAUAAUGCAAAGAGAAACCGUAAAAGGAAAAAGGUGAAGUUCAACUCAAAACGAUGCAGUUAUGGACAUAGACACAUCCUGUUGAAAACAAACAGGCUGAGCAAGCAACAGCGGGCAAAAACCAGGACCUCGGAGACUCCAAAAAAGCACUCCCAUCCCCACACAUCUGACAGCCGUGAGCAUUGCAUAAAAUGCCUUUGUCUUCCAACAGCCUUUCAAGGAAAUGACCAAAAUGUACAGCAGGAAACAUCUCAUGCCACUACUGAUAAAGCAACCUCCCCUGUGAAAAAGAAUCAGAUGAAUGAAGAUGUUUCCAGAUCUACUGAUGAGCACUCAAGUAUCAGCAUCUCUCUUCAGAGAAUUGCUGCAGUUCCAGAUGUACCAAGAGCAACAUAUUCCUGCCCGUUGGUCAGUAAUGCAUCGAUGCAAAAAGCCAGCAACUUUGACGAUUGCCCCUUAGGAAUACUUCAAAAAGAGCCACAGCCAGCUAUUAAUUCUGAUCAUUGUUGGCCUUCCUCUGGGACUUGUAACUUUGAAUUCAAAGAUGUAAACAAGAGCCAUCCACAUAACCUUGUGGAUUCUCAGGUCACUAGUCCUAUUUUUGUAGGGUCAAAAGCAGACUGCAAUAACAUGGAAUCAGAGAAUCAACAUUUUACUCUCUCAAAGUCAUCUGUAGACAUCUCAGAAAGAGAAGAGCAAUCCACGGAUAAGGAUUUGUAUCCGUCUUUAAAAGAACAGCUCACCUCCACCCUCCAAACUCCAUAUCCUGUUUUACUCACAUCAAAGCUGCUUACUGAGAUAUCAGUUUCAAGUAAUCUUUUACCUGGCUCAUUGCAUGUGCAGGAGAUAAACAGCUCUUCUGGCUACCUUAGAUGUACAGACAAGAACCACCAUUCUAUGAAAGCAGAUAAUAGCCAAGAAAAGAUUUGUAAACCCGGAUUUCCUACUUCUGAAAACCCCUCUGCUUUUCAGGGCCCUGGAACACUAUCCAAAUCAUACAAAAAACAAAGCUUGGAAAUGAUGAACAAACAAAGUCACGUGGAAUAUGAUGACACCAGCAGCAGUGAUGAUGAAGACAGGCUAAUUAUAGAAAUAUAACAGAUUGUUGAAGAUUUAACAUCAU